CAAUAAUUGGAAGGUUUAUCCGUUAUUUUUAAUUUAUUUUUCAAAAAAACUUCAUCGUAGCGGCCGUGAAACUCCGAGUGCGCCGCCGUAUUGUUUUCGUAAAAUGCAUUUCCGGCAGCCUCCCGUGGCAUCACUGUAGCCGCCAUCCGCCGCUUUCCUCCGACUGUCGCCGAUUAGGUAUGCCCGUUAUGUUGAAUUUUCCAUUUCAAUUUCACAGGCCUGUUACUUGUUUCCACAAACAUGGUUACAACUCUUUUAUUACUCAUACAAAUCUUUGUCAUAGUAACAACAUUGUUUUCUUGUCACAACAAACAAAUCAUCAUGUUCCCUCAAUUGGUUCAUUAGGGUUUCAUCUGUCCAAUGUUCAUAGUGUUGAGAUUGGUCUUCCUCAACAAAAAAAUGAUUAUAUUGAUGAUAAUGAUGAUGUUGUUGAUGAUGAUGUUGUUGUUGAUGAUUUUGAUGAAGGAGGGAAGGAAUUGUAUUCAUAUUUUGUGUCAAACAAGAAAUUGUGUCCCUUGGAUGUGUCUUUUGUGAUGGAGAAGGAUUUGCAAUGCCGGGGUUUGGAAGAAUUGGGAGGUGUGAAUGAGAAUGAGGUUAUGUUUUUGGAGGAAACGGAUGUGAAUGUUUUGUCGAAUAGGAUUUUGGAGCUUAGUCGAACUAACAAGAUUAGAGGUGCAAUGGAGUAUUUUAGGUCUAUGGAGUUAUUUGAUCUUUGUCCGAAUAUCCAUGCGUGUAAUUCUCUUUUGUUGGGUCUUCUGAGAAACGGGUCGUUUGAUGAUUGCUUUAAAGUGUUUGAUUUUAUGCAAGAGAAAAGGAUAACUACGGGGCAUAGUUAUAGUUUGAUUCUUAUGGCAUGUGCGAGAGCUCGAGGAUGUGAUUCGGCCGUUGAGUUUUUCAGAAAACUGGAAAGGGAUUGUGAUGUGGGGAGAGAUUUUGACGCGGUUGUUUACAAUACCGUGAUGUCUAUUUGCAAGGAGGUUGGCAAUUGGAGUGAAAUAGAGAGGCUGUGGAGGAGUAUGAAGGAAAAUGACUGUGCUCGAACGCUUGUUACGUAUCGGUUGUUAGUUAGUAGUUUUGUACAUUGUAACCAAAGUGAGCUCGCUCUUUAUGCUUACCAUGAAAUGGUUCAAAAUGGGUUUGAACCGAACAAUAAUAUAUUGAAUUCGAUCGUUUGUGUAUGUGCUAAGGACGGAAAAUGGGAUGAUGCAUUGAGUUUCUUUCAGAAAAUGUUGACGGGCGACUUCAAACCGAACUUAGUCGCAUGCAACACAUUGAUUAACUCGCUUGGAAGAGCAGGGGAGCUCAAAUUAGCAUUUCACGUCUACUAUUCAAUGAAAUCGUUAGGCCUAAAACCCGAUGCGUAUACAUACAACGCUCUUAUGAGUUCUCUUAACAAGGCCAAUAAGCACGGGGAAGCUCUUCGUCUUUACAAACAGAUAGAAAGAAACCAAAUGCUUGAAUUCAAUAAACAUUUAUACAAUACUGCUUUAAUGUCUUGCUCGAAGCUUAAGCUAUGGGAUAGAGCUGUUGAGAUUCUGUGGCAAAUGGAAGCUUCUGGACUGUCGGAUUUGACAGUUUCGUAUAACUUAGUGAUCCGGACUUGCGAGCUUGCGUCGAAACCGAAAAUUGCAUGGCAGGUGUACGAGCACAUGGUUCACCAGAAGUGCAGUCCAAACAUAUUUACUUAUCUGUCCGUAAUAAGAUGCUGCGCUAGAGAAGAUCUCUAUGAAGAGUUAGAAGAAAUCUUAAAUAAGACUGUGCCAAACGCCGCUCUUUAUAACACUGCUAUUCAAGGGAUGUGUUUACGCGACAAGGUUAACUUGGCGAAUGAGGUUUACGCAAAAAUGCUAGAUCACGGUCUUGAACCCGACGUCAAAACACGAGUACUUAUGCAUCCUAAGAUAAGGAAAUAGUUUAUCAAUUGCUAUCGACUAACAUGACAGAGUUUUGAAACUUGAUCAAAGGGUGAAUAAUAUCAUUGUGAGCUGAAUCGCUGUCAGCUCGAGCAAACGAUAAAUAACUCUUGUUAGAGUGCUAGGAAACAGAACAACAGACGCAAACGUUACUGUAAGUCGGUAUUACCUUCUGUCCUCCUUUCUCUCCUUUGUCUCCUUCUAUGGUCCUGAGUUAUGUAAAUGAUGUAAGAGUUUUUCGUCCAUUAGGUGUCAUCUCAUAGUUAGAGUUUGACUUUGUAACCUUAGAGUCGAGUUCAAAUCUUCUCGGAAACGGUUUGUAAAAUGGUCAUUAGUGUCACUUUACAAAGAUUCUUUUAGUAGAAGAUUUUCGAGAAGAUUUUUUUCGAUAAUGUAUUUUUUGCAGAUUUAAGUAUAUAGAAGGUGGAUUGAGAAAUA
Messenger RNA from Lathyrus oleraceus (garden pea), 2351 nucleotides. RefSeq names its product pentatricopeptide repeat-containing protein At3g29290. Gene Ontology annotation, molecular function: protein binding. NCBI's taxonomy places the organism in Eukaryota, Viridiplantae, Streptophyta, Magnoliopsida, Fabales, Fabaceae. The record is from RefSeq and is a predicted model, not a curated record. The coding region runs from base 180 to 1913 and encodes 577 amino acids. The transcript has 2 exons.